Molecule: messenger RNA, 2065 nt
Organism: Metopolophium dirhodum (rose-grain aphid)
Lineage: Eukaryota; Metazoa; Arthropoda; Insecta; Hemiptera; Aphididae
Product: phenoloxidase-activating factor 2-like
Exons: 7
Coding region: 519-1934 (471 amino acids)
Biological process (GO): proteolysis
Molecular function (GO): serine-type endopeptidase activity
Source: RefSeq, a predicted model, not a curated record
AGUGGCGUCUGGCGGAUAAUAUUUUCGCGGAAUGCGUACAUCAACACGCCGUAAUGCAAUAUUAAUAUUAUUAUUUUUGCGUACGACCGUUCGCGGAGAUGGCAAAACUCGUAUGAUAAUUUAAAAUACCUAUUAAACAACAAUAACGAAACGCGGUUGGCGGGACGCAACGACGACGCCGUCGUUCACGGACGUCGUUCACAAAAGCGGUUUAUUUUUCGAUCGAGUCGAUUAUUACUGGUGGGCAGGGCAAGACGGAGGUGUAGCGACCGCGAUAAUACCGCGACAAGAGUACAAGACAGUGCAAGCGUGCAUGCGCGUCGCAACCGUCCACGGUUUUCCCGUCGUCUUCCCAACCUUUGGCCCAGAAUUAUUCUUUCGUUGAUUUUUUUCCCGCCGAUCAUUGCCGCCCUCUUCGGAUUCUCCGACCACGACUGCAGCCGCAUGCCGCGCGAGUUUUUAUUCGCGUAAAUAAUAAUUAUCAUCGUUCGUCUGUUACCGUGGCCGCUCUUAUCGCCAUGUCGUCAUCGCUGCACUGUCGCCGUACGUCGUCGCUGCAUACGACCAUCGCCUUGGUCGCCGCUGUGGCCGUCGCGGUCGCCGUCCACUCGACGGUCGCCGCCCCGCAGUCCGACGGCGACGCCACGAUCACGAUCGCCGGCCAGCAGUGCAAGUGUGUGCCGUUCUACUUGUGCGAAUCGAGCAAUACCGUCGACGUACCCUCCGGAUCUACAGAAUCGGGUUGUGGAGAUUUGGUAUGUUGCCGAGUACAAAGUGAUGUACCUUUACCACCAGUGACCGAAUCGUAUAUACCGUCGUCUGAAUUACCACAAAUUAGUUCAUCAACUCAGGAACCAUAUAUUGAGAAUAAUAAGCCAUGUACAUGUGUCUCCAGAAAUCAAUGUUUAACACCAAACGGUAGUAAUCAACGGCAAAGUUCUAAUAUUAGAGCAGGGAGUUGCAGCAGCAAUAAAGUAUGCUGCAUAAAUGAAUAUGUUAAUAUCGGAACAACCCAGGAAACACCUAUUAUUGGUGAACCCAUCAAUAACAAUGAUCGUAGUUGUGGUAUUGGUAAGUCACCGCCAAAUACCAUAAAUUCUGAUAAUAUAGGAACCCGUAUUAUUAAUCCUGAAGACAACUCAAACACGCAUUUUGGUCAAUUUCCGUGGAUGGUUGCUAUACUAAAAACAGAUAUAAAUGAAGAGACUGGUAUUAAAACAGAAAAUGUUUUCCUCUGUGGUGGUUCAUUAAUACAUCCACGAGUCAUUUUAACUGCGGCACACUGCGUCAGAGGUAAGGAUGUGAAAUUGAUGAAAGUACGUGUUGGUGUGUGGGAUACUCAGUCUAACAGUCACGAAGAAGAUAGAGAAAAGUCGCACGAAGAUCGUGGUGUUUCAAAAAUCGUUCAUCAUCCGAAUCAUAAUAAUGGAACUAUGUUCAAUGAUGUUGCGUUAGUCGAACUUGAAUCUGAAAUUAUAUUACAUCCACAUGUUAAUGUUAUAUGCAUUCCUAACAAUGAAAAACAAAUAAACUACGACCCUCAAUCGUGUGUAUCAACAGGGUGGGGUAAAAACGGAUUCGAACAGGGUAGCAAAUAUCAAACUGUGUUAAAAAAAGUAGAUUUGUCUCUUGUGCCCAAUGAUUUGUGCCAACAGCAAUUACGGACCACGCGCCUUGGGAACUUUUUCCGUUUACAUGAAAGUUUUCUUUGUGCUGGUGGCAUAAAGGGAGUUGAUGUGUGCAAAGGUGAUGGUGGUGGACCGUUGAUAUGUGCAAUGAAAGGAUACCAAGGGAAGUCUAAAAAAUAUAUGCAAGUGGGUAUUGUGUCUUGGGGUAUUGGAUGCGGUGAUGAAAAUAUACCAGGUGUAUACUCGUCGGUAGCGGUCAACUCUCAGUGGAUCAACAAGGAGCUUAAAACGAUGACAUCACAAUAAAAACGUUGCUUUUUUCAACUGUUGACAUUUUAAUUUAUAUUUUAUUACACUUAAAACAAGAAUAUUUGAGUCGAUUUACUUUCGGAUAUAUUAUAACAUGAUCAUAAAUAUAUUACAAUUUACGCCUUAAA